UUUGAACAUUUUGCAUCAUAUAAAAAAGAUAUCACUUUCGGCCAUACCGACAUAUGGUAUCACUAUCGUUAUAUGACAUGUUUGGUUAUACCAUAUAUCUGUACUUGUGGACUGUGCAUUUAUAAAUACAAGAUUAUUAUUUUGGCUUGAAGUAAAUAUGUCAGAAGAAAAUCCAGAAUCUUUACUAAAAAAUGAUGCUGGAAAAAAUAAGGAUAAGGUAUUCUGUACGUUUUGUCCAUCGAAAGUGCUGAAUCAAGGAUCUGCCACAUUUGUAAACAUUCAGUUUUCUUUGCCAUAUAUGCAACGAAAAGGAGAUGGCCAAGCAGAUGAACGAGAAUCAAUUUCUGACUAUUGGCUGGUAGAAGACAUGUAUACAUUUGAAAAUAUUGGUGUGUCAAAUACUGUCGAAAAUGUAAAAUACUUAGCAUGUGCAGACUGUGAGAGAGGUCCUAUUGGUUGGCAUGAUUUAAAAACCAAAAAGUCAUACAUUGCGCUGUCUAGAGUCAAACACGCAUAAAAAUACAUAAUGAUACAUUUAUUUGUUUAUAUUUCUACAAUAUACUGCAAAAUGAUAAAAAUGCUGAACUUAUAUCAUAUUUCGUUAGAGUAUAAUUAAAUAUGUCAUAAUUCUAGAAUAAGACAUAUUGUAAAAUAAAUAUUUUUCACGAUAUUUCCGAGACUUUCAUAAGCUGUCUUAUCAUGUAUGCAAUUGUUCAUAAGCGUGAGUCCAAUAUAUGUAUGAGCCAUUGUUUAUUUCUUGAAA
Molecule: messenger RNA, 763 nt
Organism: Cephus cinctus (wheat stem sawfly)
Lineage: Eukaryota; Metazoa; Arthropoda; Insecta; Hymenoptera; Cephidae
Gene: strat
Product: guanine nucleotide exchange factor MSS4 homolog
Exons: 2
Coding region: 158-517 (119 amino acids)
Biological process (GO): post-Golgi vesicle-mediated transport; small GTPase-mediated signal transduction
Cellular component (GO): membrane; cytosol
Molecular function (GO): zinc ion binding; guanyl-nucleotide exchange factor activity
Source: RefSeq, a predicted model, not a curated record